Molecule: messenger RNA, 909 nt
Organism: Pyrenophora tritici-repentis Pt-1C-BFP
Lineage: Eukaryota; Fungi; Ascomycota; Dothideomycetes; Pleosporales; Pleosporaceae
Product: DUF3632 multi-domain protein
Source: RefSeq, a predicted model, not a curated record
AUGAUGCGAGUAACAGACGCCGAAAUCCUUACCGCCAUCGCAAACAUUGACGAUGAAGCCUCUCAAAUCGACACCAUAAUGUCGAUGCGCCGCUGCUUCGGACCCAACAAGGACGAUAAAUUCUACCCUAUAGUUCACGACUACCUCACCAACAACCUCGACGUCAACGAAACCACCCGUAAACUCCUCUCUCCCAUCAACGCCGCCGUCCAAGCAAAUGAAAAAGAGCCCAGCACCUACUCCCUCUGGUACCCCAUCAUCCACUCCGCCAAACGCCUUCCCUUCCGCGACAUCACCGGCCUCCUCAAACUCGUCGCCCUCAUGGACACCAUCAAGUCUUCCCCUGCACCCCCAAAUGCCCCAGAACAAGACAGAGACACGUACAGCGCACUGCUCCACUUCAGCAUGUGCGCCCGUGAAACUCUAAAUGACACCCCGGGUUACGGCUGCGGCUACCUCCCCCAAGAAGCCCACGCCUACGCUAACAUGCUGUAUUUCUACGCCCUACUAACCCGCGAAAACGUCUACACGUGCUGGAUCUACUGUAUCUGGACCAUGCGGCCCGCGCUCGAAACAUUAUAUGCAGACGACGAUCCAGAAGACGUAAGUACACCAGCAACAGUGUUGGAAAAAUACAACGCUUUUGUUCCGGCAGCUGCCAUCUGGAUCUUCGCCUUAGGCAAGCAGAUUUACGAGAGAGAAGAGGAUCUUACGCCCAUGAAUCCGAAUCAGGGGAACUCGGGGGGUGGCGGGGCGUUGUGGGAGGGGAGGGCCGAGUUCAGUAAGGGGAGAUGGGGGCUGUGGAAGAAGAGGUUUGGUGAGGUGGCGGGCAUGGAGGGGGUGAGUGUGGAGUGUAGAGCUAUUGCUAGGGAGGCGGAGGUGGCGAUGGAUGAGAUUGAGAGGGCGUGA